This is a messenger RNA of Scatophagus argus, 2360 nucleotides long. RefSeq lists its product as uncharacterized. The coding region runs from base 267 to 965 and encodes 232 amino acids. The transcript has 7 exons. Lineage: Eukaryota; Metazoa; Chordata; Actinopteri; Scatophagidae. The record is from RefSeq and is a predicted model, not a curated record.
UCGGCGUCCCGGUGAGCGCGCGCCUCCCGCGCUGUAGCUGCCUGUCAUCGUUCGGGCUGACAUCACACGGAGGAUUUGCUACAAUGUCAAACAUUCACAAGCAGCGCGAGCUCAUGGCUUCCCCGCGCCACAAUGAGACGCACCGCCGCGCUCUCCUGCUCAUCCUCUGAAUACAGAACUCCAUUCACUUUCUAUGGGUUUAUUCCACGUUCGGCGGACAGGAUGCGUUUGAGGUCUACGUGAGUGUGCGAGCCCGGUCAGAGGUCAUGCUGCGGAGGGAAGCGGACUCCCACGGCCUCUUUUCCUCCGGAGAGACGUCUGACAAUGACUGUGAGUCUCAGGUGGGGGCGAGUUGUGGAGAGGUAGAUGUGCUGUGUCUGUGCGAGGCCGGUCCCUGUACACUUUAUUCAGAAGCACACACGCCUACGCCGGACACACUCCCGUGUGAACACUGUGGAAAAAACAGAGUGAUGAAAACCAGGUACUCUGAGGGAUACGGCACAGAGGAGGAGUGUGUGUUGUCUGACCCUCAGGGCGAGAGUGAUGCAGAUGCUGACAUAGAGGACACAGACUGCAGACUCCAGGAGCCAGGUUCUCUGCAGCGAAUCAGCUCGCGGAGACGCAAGCGCCCGCGGGUCGCGCGGCAAGACACCACGGAGAGCGAGGACGACGGCGGGCGGAGUCACAGAUCGCAUCGCUGGAACCUCAGGCUCAGCCCUGAGAGAGCACACAGCAGGACCAUACUGGAGGAGAGCAUAUCACAGGUCAGGCCGCUGGUCAUCUGCCGGCCAAACGUCGAGAGACAAAAGAGUCCGGCGGACGCGCCGCGAGGCUUCAGACGUCUGCUGCCUCUGUGGCCACCUUCGCUCUCGCUCCCCCUCCUCCUCCUCCUCCUCUCGCUGCCUCUCUCCCUCUCCCUCGUCUUCAUUAUCGUGUCUUUCUUCCUCCCGUGGGCCAGCGCUUGACCCGACACUUUCUGUUUCGAGAGAACAGCAACAAAAAGUUCCUAAAAACAGCACAGAACGGAAACCAAAAUGUGGUGCUUUUACGCUGCACAGUCGAGUACCUUACAGAUGCGUGAACACAACCUCCAUAUUUUAUGGCUCUGCUUUUUAUCCCCUUUUUCCACAGUAGAACGAAACACGUUUAGGAAGAAUUUUAAACAUAUUCGGGGACGUUUGGGGUCAGUUGGUCAGAAGAGCACACGUACUGCUUCACCCUCUCUUCACCACGAAAACAACACUGACUCAGUGCUUGCUUUUGCUACAUAAAAUCUCACCUUAAGUCUCACUUUCUCACCCCCACCGUUGGGUGAAAAUAGACCUCUCGCCUCGCUUCUUAGUCGUAAUGAGCUGCAGGAGUGAUACGUGGGGGUGGGGCUCAGGUGGUGGGGGUGGGGGUUCAGGGCUGCGCAGGUAAACUCCAAAUGGAAAAACAUCAGGCUCAUUAGGAAAAUGAAGAAGAAGAAGAAGAAGAAGAAAUAAAACGAUGAUGCUGCAGAACUAUGCAAUCCCUCUGCUCCAACCGCAGCAUCUUAACUGCUGUUACAGAACGUCUCCCAUUUCCUUGGCACUGCCGUCACCUUCUUGGCCCUCUCCUCUUUUCUCUCUGAGGAAUACACUUUAUGAAUGCAGGGACUUCUAAAAUAGAGCAUGACCCAAUUUAAAAAGCAAUAGCAGGAGAGAUGUGAUACCGCUCCCAUCGCUUAUGAUCCGCGCUACAUCUGUUGCUUUGAUGAAUGGACUACAUGUAUUACUUUACUUGUUGCAGACGGAUUUAAAAACACUUGGAUCCUUCUCCCUCCUGCCUGCACUUUUACGUGUACGUUUUAAUAUAAGCCGACCUCAGUAUAAAAUGAACUUAAGUGAAACUUUAUCACGCUGAAGCAGUUGAAACGCUUCAGACGCUUACAGUUUAAACAUCCAAUCGUGUUUCAGCUGUAAGACCGUGUGUUUCUGUCAUGUUAGAUAUUAUUUAUGUUGUGUUUAUAUUUCUGAAUUAUUAUUUAAGAAGAAGAGUUAGACAAUCAGUCAUGCUGCUUAUUCUGAAAUAAGUGGGAAAAAGCCAUUUUCUUGUGGCUUUUGUGUACUGUAUGUUCGAUGUUAUGUUGUUUUUGUAUGUUUUUACAGUUAGGAAUAUGUUGGAGUUGUUUGCAUCCUUUGUUGAGAAAUGUUCAUUUCAGAUUCAAAUCAGACUGUCCUGUAUGAGCUGAUUUGGUUCCUGUUUAGUAACUUUUUCCCUGUUUAAGCCUGUUGUGUCACCUGUCUUAAAUCUUACAUUUUAUUUCCAUGUGUGCGUUCACCUUUGUGUUUCAUGGGUCCAUAGAAGUUCAAUAAAACUAGAUUGUAUUUUGACAAAAA